AUGCGCAGAUGGGCGCUGGAAAGGAAGGUUCCGAAUUUGCUCUCCGGACUGUGCCUGCACGUGGCGUUCCUCCUGGGCGGCGUCCUGCUGUCCCACGGUGACAGGACACCAGAGGAACUGGCCGCCAUCAUGAACUGCUCCAAGCAGGACCGGAACGGCCGGAAUUACGACUACAUGGAGGGCGGCGACGUGCGCAUCCGCCAGCUGUUCAGCCGGACGCAGUGGUUCCUCACCGUGGACGACAGUGGCAGCAUCAACGGCACGCAGGACCCCACAAACUGCUACAGUAUUCUCGAAAUUCGGACGGUCUCAGAGGGGGGCAUUCUGGCCAUCAAAGGGGUCAAAAGUCAGUUCUACAUCUCCAUGAACCGGACAGGCACUCUGCAAGCAGAGAGAUCCUACAGCGAGAGCUGCAACUUCAAGGAGGUCUUCCUAGAAAACUAUUUCAACGCGUACUCCUCCUCCAAGUGGACUAAGCCCAACGGAAAGGAGAUGUUCAUCGGCCUGUCUCAGAGGGGCCGGCCGCUGAGGGGGAGAAAGACCCGGAAGGAGAACAUCUCCAGCCACUUCAUCCCUCUGAAAUGCAGGGAGGAAGAGAAGAGGGUGGAGUGAUCCGACAGGAUGGAGGAGAGGAUGAUGAAGGGAGUCUGGAAGAAGGACACGUGAAGACCGGUGACCUCGCUCUGGAGUCAUGAGGGGAGGCGAGGCGAUCACAGUGUUUCACAUGUGUGGUGCAUUGUGGGUUAUAUUUGUUUCAUUCAUGUGCAUUGUGGGUAAUAGUUAUUUGACAUGCAUUGUGUGUCACACAGUUGGGGCACGCUCAUUUUACUGUAGCUGCUGUCCAAUGAACUGCAGUCCAAUGAACUGUGGUCAGACAAGUGGAUGUACAGUGUGAAUUAAUCACCACCACCUUUGAGGGGCAUUUUUAAAGCACACUUGCUUUUUUUUAUUUGUUUGUUUAUUUGUUUUUCUUAUGAAGUGGCAACAUUUGUAAGAAAUGAAGGAACACAAAUAAGGCUUUCGUUAUUUUGCAUAAUGUAAGAGAACUAAAAUAUGUAAAAAAAAUUCUAUCCUGUAGUAUUAAGGUAAGGUUUGUAGUACAGUGGAAUAUGCUAGAUGCUUGGAAUGCUGGAAGACAAAGACAA
Messenger RNA from Conger conger (European conger), 1145 nucleotides. Its product is annotated as fibroblast growth factor 7-like. Gene Ontology annotation, biological process: cell differentiation; positive regulation of peptidyl-tyrosine phosphorylation; positive regulation of gene expression. The coding region runs from base 1 to 612 and encodes 203 amino acids. NCBI's taxonomy places the organism in Eukaryota, Metazoa, Chordata, Actinopteri, Anguilliformes, Congridae. Gene Ontology annotation, cellular component: cytoplasm. The record is from RefSeq and is a predicted model, not a curated record. Gene Ontology annotation, molecular function: type 2 fibroblast growth factor receptor binding; growth factor activity. The transcript is spliced from 3 exons.